AUGGACAGGCCCCAGAACGUCUUGGACUACUACAUCGGUGUUGAUGUUGGCACCGGCUCUGCCCGCGCCUGUAUCAUCGACGAGACGGGCGACAUCAAGGCUUUGGCCUCGGAGAACAUCAAGCUAUGGCAGCCCGAGAAUGGCUACUAUGAGCAAUCCACUACAGACAUCUGGCAAUGCAUCUGCGAAUGUGUUCGUCGUGUCGUGAGCGAGUCGGCCGUUGACCCCAACAUAAUCAAGGGCAUUGGCUUCGACGCCACAUGCUCCCUUGCUGUCUUCACCCAUGACACCGACGAGCCCAUGCCCGUGACUGGCCCCGACUUCGCAAACGAUGGCAAUGACCGCAACGUCAUCCUGUGGCUCGAUCACCGACCUGUCAACGAGACCGAGAAGAUCAACGCCACCGAGCACAAGCUGCUCAAGUAUGUCGGUGGCAAGAUGAGCAUUGAGAUGGAGAUCCCCAAGGUUCUCUGGCUCAAGAACAACAUGCCUCCCGACGUCUUUGACCGAUGCAAGUUCUACGAUCUUGCCGAUGCCCUGACUCACCUGGCGACGGGCAAUGAGACCCGCAGUUACUGCAGCGUCGUCUGCAAACAGGGCUACGUCCCUGUUGGCGUCGACGGCAGCGUCAAGGGCUGGCAGGAUGACUUUUACGAUGAGAUUGGCCUCAGCGACCUGAAGAAGGAUGAAUUCAAGCGCAUGGGUGGCGUCGACGGGGUGAACGGAGCCUACGUCAGUGCUGGUGAGCCCGUUGGCACCCUGAGCCGACAGGCUGCUUAUCAGCUCGGUCUUCCCAUGGGCAUUCCCGUCGGAAGUGGUGUCAUUGAUGCGUAUGCUGGCUGGAUCGGAACCGUUGGCGCUAAGGUCGACCUCGGUGAUGAUGAGCUCAACGCCAAUGUGCCUCACAACGAUUUGUCCCAGGCCUUCACCCGUCUGGCUGCCGUUGCCGGUACCUCUACCUGCCACCUGGCCCUCUCCAAGGAGCCCGUCUUUGUGCCGGGCGUCUGGGGCCCUUACCGAGAUGUCUUGCUGCCCGAAUACUGGAUGGCUGAAGGUGGCCAGUCAGCCACCGGUGAGCUGUUGAGGCACAUGCUGGACAUCCACCCUGCCUACACCGAGACUUGCGCUCUAGCCAAGGCUGAAGAUAAGCACAUCUACGACUUCCUCAACGCCCACUUGGAGGGCAUGGCCGAGAACAACAAUGCACCUUCCGUCUCGUACUUGGGUCGUCAUCUCUUCUUCUAUGGCGACUUGUGGGGCAACCGCUCUCCCAUUGCCGACCCCAACAUGAAGGGUUGCAUGAUUGGAAUCGAUAGCGACAAGAGCACCGACAACAUGGCCCUUUGGUACUAUGCUACCAUGGAGUUCAUUGCCAUGCAGACGCGCCAAAUCAUUGAGCAGAUGAACAAUGCUGGCCAUGAAAUUUCCUCCAUCUUCAUGUCCGGUUCUCAAUGCCAGAACGCGGUCUUGAUGGCCCUCCUAGCCACCACCUGUGGCAUGCCUGUACUCAUUCCCCGUUAUGUCAACGCCGCCGUUGUCCACGGCGCCGCCAUGCUCGGCGCCAAGGCUGCGAGCCACCACAAGGAGGACGGAAGUGAGCCUGAGACGCUUUGGAACAUCAUGGACCGGAUGAGCAAGCGCGGUCGCUUGGUUGAGCCCAAUGACGACCCCGGUGAGAAGUCGCUGCUCGAUGCAAAGUACGAGGUGUUCUUGGACAUGUGCAAGACGCAGCAGCAGUACAGGAGCAAGGUGGACAAGGCCAUUGCCACUUGGGGUGCUGAGUUUGGCGCGUAA
Messenger RNA from Ilyonectria robusta, 1794 nucleotides. RefSeq lists its product as uncharacterized. Gene Ontology annotation, molecular function: kinase activity; phosphotransferase activity, alcohol group as acceptor. NCBI's taxonomy places the organism in Eukaryota, Fungi, Ascomycota, Sordariomycetes, Hypocreales, Nectriaceae. Bases 1 to 1794 code for a protein of 597 amino acids. The transcript is spliced from 4 exons. The record is from RefSeq and is a predicted model, not a curated record. Gene Ontology annotation, biological process: carbohydrate metabolic process.